AUGCUUAGCCAAGGAAUCAUUUGUCCUAGUCAUUCCCCUUACUCAUCACCAGUUUUGCUUGUUAAAAAACGAGAGGGCACAUGGCGUUUCUGUGUCGACUACCGGGAGCUUAGUACUAAAACAAUUAAAGAUAAAUAUCCAAUUCCAGUAGUGGAUGAAUUAUUGGAUGAACUCAAUGGUGCUCGGUACUUCACAAAAUUAGAUUUGAAAUCGGGAUAUUUCCAGGUCCGUAUAGUGGCUGAAGAUGUGGAGAAAAUAGCCUUUUGCACUCAUCAUGGGCACUUUGAAUUUCUGGUUAUGCCAUUCGGCCUCACCAAUGCUCCAUCCACCUUCCAGGAAUUAAUGAAUGAGGUAUUUCAGCCUUCCUUACGCAAGUUCAUUAUGGUUUUCUUUGAUUAUAUUUUGAUUUACAGCAAAACGUGGGAAGACCAUUUGCAACAUGUCCAUAUAGUGUUUCAGUUACUUUGCUCUCACCAAUUAUUCCUUAAAAGAUCCAAAUGUUCCUUUGGUGAAGAGCAAGUGGCCUAUCUUGGUCAUGUCAUUAGUGCCGCUGGUGUUACAGUUGACACUUCCAAGAUUUCAGCCAUCCUGGAAUGGCCACCACCUACUUCUAUUAAGGCACUACGAGGGUUUCUUGGGCUAGCUGGAUAUUAUCGAAAAUUUAUUUGUAAUUAUGGACAGCUCGCUAGCCCAUUGACGAAAGCUAUCCGAGCUGAGAUUAACACCACCGACUCUCUUAGUCAGUUACGGCGCCCAGUUGAAGGUGACAAGCUCAGUUCAGAAUGGUCGGUAUCCAAUGGUCUCAUUCAUUACAAUCAGCGGAAAUACAUAAUAGUACCCAUGAGGGCAUCCAAAAAACGCUGCAUCGCAUUCGCAGUGAAAUUCUAUUGGCGUGGCAUGAAAUCUGCUAUCCGAGACUUUGUUGAAUCUUGCACAAUUUGUCAACAACAGAAGUCAUCCAAUUUGCAUCCGGCUUGGUUGUUACAGCCCUUAGCUCUUCCAUCUCAGAUAUGGUCCGAUAUAUUGAUGGAUUUUGUGGAGGGUUUACCCAAGUCUGUUUUGUUCGUUGUAGUUGAUCGCUUUUCUAAAUUUUCCCAUUUUAUACCACUUUCGCAUCCCUAUAAUUCUGUAACCGUAGCCCAUGCUUUCUUUUCACAUAUUUUUCGCUUACAAGGAUUACCUGAGUCCAUUGUUAGCGACCGUGAUGCUGUGUUUACCAAUAAUUUUUGGCGUGAAUUGUUUCGAUUGAGUGGGGCCAAGCUAAAUUUCUCUUCUGCCUAUCAUCCUCAGACGGAUGGGCAAACAGAGGUUGUUAAUCAUACUAUAGAAAUGUAUCUCCGGUGUUUUGUGGGUGACAAACCAACUAGUUGGGUGGAUUGGCUUCCUUGGGCUGAAUACUGCUCUUCUCGUGUAGAUGCAGUGGACAAAGCCCUAUUAGACAGAGAUUCUGUUCUUGCAGGCAUUCAUCAACGUCUUCAGCAGGCUCAGCAACGCAUGAAAAUAUAUUAUGAUAAGGGUCAUCGUGAUGUUCAGUUUGCAGUUGGUGAUUUGGUUUGGUUAAGUCUUCUUCCCUAUAGACGUCUUUCCCUUACCAACACCCCUUAUCAUAAGCUCUCACCCAAGUUUUAUGGUUCGUACAAGAUUUUACGAUGCAUCGGUGAAGUUGCAUAUCAGUUAGAGCUUCCUCCUUCAAGCCGGAUUCAUGAUGUCUUCCAUGUCUCUCUCCUCAAACCAUUUAAAGGUGACUCUCCAGUUCAGGUUCCGCUCCUUCCUCCUGUUGUUGAAGGCCAGGUGGUACCCACUCCAGCUUCUGUACUUCGCACCAGAUUGAACAGAGGCACUUGGGAGAUACUAGUGCAAUGGGCACAUUUACCAACUUUAGAAGCAACUUGGGAAGACCUUGACCAAUUCUGCCAUGCUUAUCCAAACUUCGAGCUUGAGGACAAGCUCCCUUCUCAGGAGGGGAGUGAUGUUGUGGACGCCUUUAUGGGACAACACUACUGA
This is a messenger RNA of Hevea brasiliensis (rubber tree), 2004 nucleotides long. RefSeq lists its product as uncharacterized. Gene Ontology annotation, molecular function: nucleic acid binding. NCBI's taxonomy places the organism in Eukaryota, Viridiplantae, Streptophyta, Magnoliopsida, Malpighiales, Euphorbiaceae. The transcript is spliced from 4 exons. Bases 1 to 2004 code for a protein of 667 amino acids. Gene Ontology annotation, biological process: DNA integration. The record is from RefSeq and is a predicted model, not a curated record.